This is a messenger RNA of Cyphellophora attinorum, 1653 nucleotides long. Its product is annotated as Maltose permease MAL61. Gene Ontology annotation, biological process: carbohydrate transport; transmembrane transport. Bases 1 to 1653 code for a protein of 550 amino acids. Gene Ontology annotation, cellular component: membrane. Gene Ontology annotation, molecular function: carbohydrate:proton symporter activity. NCBI's taxonomy places the organism in Eukaryota, Fungi, Ascomycota, Eurotiomycetes, Chaetothyriales, Cyphellophoraceae. The record is from RefSeq and is a predicted model, not a curated record. The transcript has 14 exons.
AUGGCCACCGAGAAAGGUAUCGACGAUCGAAAGGGCGUCGAGCAUCUCUCCGACAACGAUGCGCAGAGCCCGGACCACCUCGACGCAGACCGCCGAGCCAGUCUGCUAAUUCGCAACGCCAAAGCCGCGACGGACAAGGAACACAAGAUGACCUUGAUGCAGGGUCUGAGGCUGUAUCCAAAAGCUGUAGGAUGGAGUAUGAUCAUCAGUCUAUGCAUCGCCAUGGAAGGCUUCGACUUGUGCCUGCUCAACACAUUCUAUGCCAUGCCACAGUUCCGACGGAAAUACGGCGAGCAGCUACCGGAUGGGGACUAUCAAGUGACCGCACCAUGGCAGGCAGGACUCAGCAAUGGCGCUGUCGUUGGUGAGAUCAUCGGUCUGAUGCUGAAUGGAUGGGUCAGCGAGAAGAUCGGGUACCGCUACACGGUGCUGGGAUGCUUGGCUCUACUCACAGGCCUCUAUGCUCUGUUCUUCACAGCCCAGAGUGUUGAGAUCCUACAAGUCGCUGAGAUCCUGUGUGGUAUUCCUUGGGGUGUCUUCCAAACAUUAACCAUCACGUACGCAUCUGAGGUUUGCCCCGUCGCACUACGUGGGUAUCUCACGACCUGGGUGAACUUCUGCUGGGGCUUGGGACAAGUCAUCGGCGUUGGCAUUGUCAAGGCAAUGAUUAACAGGCGGGAUCAGUGGGCGUACAGGAUCCCCUACGCCCUUCAAUGGAUGUGGCCGCUCCCACUAGCCAUAGCAGUAUUCCUUGCACCAGAGUCUCCCUGGUGGCUAGUAAGGAAGAAUCGAAUCGACAAAGCCAAACACUCUUUGUUGCGUCUUACCUCCCUCAACCGCGAGACCGACUUUGACGCCGACGAGACAGGUGCGAGCUAUGUCGACUGCUUUCGAGGUGCCGAUCUUCGCCGGACGGAAAUCGUUUGCAUGGUGUGGGCCAUUCAGAAUCUGAGCGGGAAUUCGUUCUCGGGUUACUCCACAUACUUCCUCGAACAAGCCGGACUCGCCCCCGAGAACGCCAUCAGCUUCACCCUCGGCCAAUACGGAAUCAACAUGGUCGGCGUCUUCGGCGCGUGGGCGCUCAUGAGCUGGGGUGUUGGCCGAAGGAGCCUCUACCUGUAUGGGCAAUGUGGACUAUGCACCAUGUUGAUGAUCAUGGGCUUCCUCGGACUCGCAAGCGACAAGAAUGCUUCCUCUCUUGCCACGGGCAGCAUCAUGCUGGUGUGGGCUUUGUGCUACCAGUUGACGGUCGGGACGGUCUGUUACAGUUUGGUCGCGGAACUCAGCACCCGACGAUUGCAAAUCAAGACUGUCGCGCUCGGACGGAUCAUGUACAAUAUCGUCGCCAUAAUCUGCAACGUCCUGACCCCGUACAUGCUCAACCCAGGCGAGUGGAAUUGGGGCAACUACGCCGGCUUCUUUUGGGGCGGCAUCUGCUUCCUCUGCAUCAUCUACACCUACUUCCGCGUACCCGAACCACGCGGCCGGUCCUUCGCCGAACUGGACCUCAUGUUCGAGCGACGUAUCGCUGCACGAAAGUUCGCCAAGUACGAUAUUGAUGUCUUUGCUGAUGAGGUCGGUGGGCAUGUGGGCGGGACGAAGGUUGAGGGGUACGAGAAUCUGGACGUUGGCAGGGGCAGUGCUGUCGCUUAG